This is a messenger RNA of Penaeus monodon (black tiger shrimp), 225 nucleotides long. RefSeq names its product zinc finger protein 716-like. Gene Ontology annotation, biological process: regulation of transcription by RNA polymerase II. The record is from RefSeq and is a predicted model, not a curated record. Gene Ontology annotation, molecular function: DNA-binding transcription factor activity, RNA polymerase II-specific; RNA polymerase II cis-regulatory region sequence-specific DNA binding. NCBI's taxonomy places the organism in Eukaryota, Metazoa, Arthropoda, Malacostraca, Decapoda, Penaeidae.
CAUGAUGGAAUUCGCAAAGAAAAGAUAUGCCCAGUCAAAGACUGCUUUUUUAGCACAUCAAGCAACAAAGAUUUGAAUCGCCAUAUUCGCAAACAUACAGGUGAGAAACCCUAUAGAUGUGAUGAGUGUGGCACAUGCUUUUCUCGUGGUGACAAGCUAAAGUCCACCGAAGGAUCCACACAAAUUCAAGACCAUAUUUAUGUGAUGAACUGGAUGCCAGUAUAG